This is a messenger RNA of Priceomyces carsonii, 468 nucleotides long. RefSeq lists its product as uncharacterized. The transcript has 2 exons. NCBI's taxonomy places the organism in Eukaryota, Fungi, Ascomycota, Pichiomycetes, Serinales, Debaryomycetaceae. Bases 1 to 468 code for a protein of 155 amino acids. The record is from RefSeq and is a predicted model, not a curated record.
AUGACUAUAUCAGAAGUUUCAAUUACCGCGUCAGAGCUUUCAAAGGAAUCGCCUAUUACAGAGCAUGGAUUAAUCGAACUAACGAAAAGGUUCGAUGAGGAACUACUUGACUCUGAGCAGCUUAUCAACUACCUAUUAUUAAAUUUACAAAAAAAAUCAUCAAAACAUAAGUUCAUAGUUCAAACUGUGGAUGUAACGUCCCAGGUAUCUAUUAAUAUGGACUUAAACUUGGUAUCAAGAUCAGGUGUGCUUUGGGAUCAUAAUAGAGACGGUUACAUUAGCUUGAAAGUUGAGAUUGAAGAAAAUGAUAUCGGAUCUUCUAAGUUAGAGAAGGAAUUAGAAAAGCACGAUAGAUGCAAGGCACCAGAAACACUUGUUCUGGUUCAUAGUGAUGUAGAAGAUGCCAAUAAUGACGAAGAUGUAAAUCAUGAAGAAAUAGAUAGGAUGGAAAAGAAGGGAAAGAUAUAG